Molecule: messenger RNA, 1576 nt
Organism: Austrofundulus limnaeus
Lineage: Eukaryota; Metazoa; Chordata; Actinopteri; Cyprinodontiformes; Rivulidae
Gene: chmp3
Product: charged multivesicular body protein 3
Exons: 6
Coding region: 106-768 (220 amino acids)
Biological process (GO): vacuolar transport
Source: RefSeq, a predicted model, not a curated record
CGAGCGUGAACAGGAAGUGUUUGUUAAACAAGCUAGUUUAGCCAGCUAGUUUCAGUCAGGKACCUUAGCUAGGCUUGUCGUUAAAGUUUAAUCAUUGUUAUCACUAUGGGGUUGUUCGGCAGAACACCGGAAAAACCACCAAAAGACUUGAUCAACGAGUGGUCUCUAAAAAUUAGAAAAGAAAUGAGAGUGAUUGACAGACAAAUUCGAGAUAUCCAACGAGAAGAAGAAAAAGUAAAACGAUCCAUCAAAGAYGCUGCCAAAAAAGGUCAGAAGGACGUUUGCGUGAUCCUCGCAAAGGAGAUGAUUCAGUCAAAGCGGGCUGUUUCAAAACUUUAUGCCUCCAAAGCCCAAAUGAAUUCKGUGCUUCUCAGUAUGAAGAAUCAGCUUGCUGUGGUUCGUGUAGCCGGGACCCUGCAGAAGAGCACAGAGGUCAUGAAAGCCAUGCAGAGUCUGAUCAAAAUCCCUGAGAUCCAGGCCACCAUGAGGGAGUUAUCUAAAGAGAUGAAGAAGGCUGGAAUCAUUGAGGAAAUGCUGGAAGACACGUUUGAGAGCAUGGAAGAUGGAGAGGAGAUGGAGGAAGCAGCAGAGGAGGAAGUUGACAAGAUCCUCUUUGAUCUAACUGCAGGUGCCCUUGGCAAAGCUCCAAGCAAAGUCACAGAUGCUCUGCCAGAUUUGCAGCCCGCUGCAGCAGCUGCUGCCUCGGAGGAUGAGUCAGAGGAGGACAUUGAAGCCAUGCAGUCAAGACUAGAAGCUCUGAGGAGCUAAGGUGAAUCGCCCUCAUCGGAGUCAGUACGCACGAGGACAGAGACUUUUCUGGUGCAAUGUUCACUGUACCGAACCUCCCCUGCUUCAUGCUAUAUUUUCACAUCAUCAUUUGGGGUUAACAUUGUGCUCUGACAUUGUUUUCUAAAAUUCAAUGUAAGAAAAGGUGGCUUGUUUUUUGUCUUCUAUUAUCUGGGGUGGGUCUGGGUUUGUCUGUAUUAUCCAAAGUCAAUCAGAAGGUGAAGAAAGAUGUAUAUAAUGUAAGUAAGAAAAGCCUUCUGUGCCUAAUGUGCUUUUUUUUCUUGUUAUGUCUGAAAUAUUUGGACUGUUGUGGAAGUAUCUGGGUAAAUACGAUCCAAACAAGUGACUGAGUAGCUGUUGAUAAAUCUYGUCAUGCAGUCGAUCACCAGUCAGCAGUGGUUUUACCUUCCCAUAGGCAACUUCUGCUCACUUCAUCACUAAAUAAUCUUAAAAUCUCUGAAACACGAGAUGAUGAGGAGAUUUUGCUUGUGUUUUUUUUUUUUUAAUUAUUUCCAGUACCAGUCUGAAUCUAUUUGUUCUGUAUGUGGUGAUACAUGUUAAGUACACUCAGCAGAAAAUGCAUGCAUACUGCUUUUUCCUUAUGUUUGCUUUAAUAUUCAGCUUAUUAAAUGCUUCAUACAUCACAUUUGAGUUCUUUAUCCAAAUAUAGGUGGAGAGGAAAUUUUUUAAAAAAUGGUUACAGGAGAAUCUAUAUAUUGAGUGUUGUGUGUAUGAUUUUUCUAUGUAAAUGGACAAAAAAAUAACCAAUAAACUUUUAAGGAAAGUGACA